AUGACUUCCAACAAUCCGACACCGACUUCGCGACAACCCGACUCUCCAACAACCCAACUCUCUGACAACCCGACACUCCAACAACCCGACUUUCCGACAACCAGACUCCCGGCAACCCGACUCCCCGACAAUCCGACUCCCCGACAACUCGACUAUCCGACAACCCGACUUCCCGGCAACCCGACUCCCCGACAACCCGACUCCCAGGCAACCCGACUCCCCGACAACCCGACUAUCCGACAACCCGACUUCCCGGCAACCCGACUCCCCGACAACCCGACUCCCCGACAAUCCGACUUCCCGACAACUCGACUAUCCGACAACCCGACUUCCCGGCAACCCGACUCCCCGACAACCCGACUCCCCAACAACCCGACUCCCCAACAACCCGACUCCCCAACAACCCGACUCCCCAACAGCCCGACUCCCCAACAACCCGACUCCCCGACAACCCGACCCCCCGACACCCGACUCCCCAUCAACCCGACUCCCCAACAACCCGACUCCCCAACAACCCGACUUCCCGACAACCCGAUUCCCCGACAACCCGACUCCCCAACAGCCCGACUUCCCGACAACCCGACCCCCCAACAACCCGAUUCCCCAACAACCCGACUCCCCGAUAACACGACUCCCCAACAACCCGAUUCCCCAACAACCCGACUCCCUGACACCCGACUCCCCAACAGCCCGACUUCCCGACAACCCGACUCCCCAACAGCCCGACUUCCCGACAACCCGACAACCGCCACCUCACGGCCGAUUUCGGAACUACGUGUCCCGACCACGUGUCCCGACCACGUGUCCCGACCACGUGUCCCGACCACAUGUCCCGACCAUGUGUCCCGAUCGCGUGUCCCGACCACGUGUCCCGACCACGUGUCCCGACCAUGUGUCCCGAUCGCGUGUCCCGACCACGUGUCCCGACCAUGUGUCCCGAUCGCGUGUCCCGACCACGUGUCCCGACCACGUGUCCCGAUCGCGUGUCCCGACCACGUGUCCCGACCAUGUGUCCCGAUCGCGUGUCCCGACCACGUGUCCCGACCAUGUGUCCCGACCACCUGUCCCGACCAUGUGUCCCGACCACGUGUCCCGACCGCUUGUCCCGACCACGUGUCCCGACCACGUGUCCCGACCGCGUGUCCCGACCGCGUGUCCCGACCACGUAUCCCGACCACGUGUCCCGACCACGUGACCCGACCACAUUUUGGCGUUAAAGCAAUGCUACAACCAAAGGAUCAAUAUAAUAGAAUUACUUUAGAGUCAAAAUCCACGUGCGAUUCCCCGCCAAAAUCCGCGUGCGAUUUCCCGCCAAAAUUCGCGUGCGAUUUCCCGCCAAAAUACAAGUGUUCCUGUAUUACACGCAACUUCAUCAAUGUGGAAAUCAGCCACCAUCUCCCGCAGAAGGUGAAACUCUCGAUCGGGGUAAUAGUCAGCGCUCUUCUAGCUGCUUCCGAGGAGCUACCAACUAGCCAAACCAGCUUCUCGGAAGCAGCUAGAAGAGCGCUGACUAUUACCGCCGGCUCGCAGCGUCCCAACGAGAAGGCCGUUUUCCUCGAUCGAGAACCUCACCUUCUGCGGGAAAUGGUGGCUGUCCCUGAACGAAUGUUUAUGGCGUUAUCAUAG
Messenger RNA from Penaeus chinensis, 1626 nucleotides. Its product is annotated as proteoglycan 4-like. Lineage: Eukaryota; Metazoa; Arthropoda; Malacostraca; Decapoda; Penaeidae. The record is from RefSeq and is a predicted model, not a curated record. Bases 1 to 1626 code for a protein of 541 amino acids. The transcript has 5 exons.